AUGCUUGGGACUCGUCUGCUAUACAAAGAGUGUCCGGGUAGCCACCUUCUUCUCUUCUCUCUUUGUAUGAGAAGAGAACAAACGGCACUCUUGAAGAGGGUUGUGGCCUCACUCUUGGGCCUUCUCAAGCCUGCACAGAUACCAGCAGCCGCAAUGAACCAGCCGCCCCAGCACGCGCUGGACGAUCCGAACGUGUACCACUGGAUAUGCCAACUGACGUACGGCCCGCAGAAGGAGCAAGCACUCUUGGAGUUGGGUCGUAAGCGGGAACAAUUCGACGACUUGGCUCCCGUGCUUUGGUCGUCCUUCGGGGUGAUGACCUCGCUGCUGAACGAGAUCAUAUCCGUGUACCCGAUGCUGCAGCCGGCGUUGCUCUCCAACCAGUUGUCGAACAGGGUGUGUAACGCGCUCGUGCUGUUGCAGUGUGUCGCAUCGCACUCGGACACGAAACAUCUGUUCCUCCAGGCACACAUCCCGCUGUUCCUGUUCCCCUUCCUCAACACGACGUCGAGGCAGCGGACCUUCGAGUACUUGAGGUUGACGUCGUUGGGGGUCAUCGGUGCCCUUGUCAAGAACGAUUCGCAGGACGUCAUUGGGUUCCUGCUCAGAACGGAUAUUGUCCCACUGUGUCUACGGAUCAUGGAGUCCUCCUCAGAGUUGUCCAAAACAGUGGCCAUCUUCAUCUUACAGAAGAUCCUGCUCGAUGAUAUCGGGCUACAGUAUAUCUGCGCAACAAUGGAACGGUUCUACGCGGUGACUAACGUCCUCAAGGACAUGGUCGAGCAACUCACGCUGCAUGCUCCGCCGGGGAGACUUCUCAAACACAUCAUACGUUGCUACUUGCGGCUCAGCGACGACCUCGAGGCCAGGAGGCUGCUGAAACUGGUGCUUCCGGAGAAACUGAGGGACAACACGUUCACAGAAGUGCUACGCGACGACGUCGGGUCCAAGAGAUGUCUAGCCCAACUGCUUCUAACGCUGAACGAGGAUACCCAGCAGCAACAGCCACAACAACAGCAGCCCCAAUUCCCUGCAACUACUGCAAACUAG
Huiozyma naganishii CBS 8797 is the source of this 1050-nucleotide messenger RNA. It is a transcript of the gene CAF40, whose product is annotated as CCR4-NOT core subunit CAF40. Gene Ontology annotation, cellular component: P-body; CCR4-NOT complex; CCR4-NOT core complex. Gene Ontology annotation, biological process: mRNA catabolic process; negative regulation of translation. The transcript has a single exon. Bases 1 to 1050 code for a protein of 349 amino acids. The record is from RefSeq and is a predicted model, not a curated record. Lineage: Eukaryota; Fungi; Ascomycota; Saccharomycetes; Saccharomycetales; Saccharomycetaceae.